AUGCCGUCCGCUUUGAUCCCAAGACUGGCUCGCUCGGGCGUUCGUAUUUCCCGUACCACGUCCCUUCCAGUGCUUUCAAGAGUUGUCCUACGAGCGGCGUCGACGACAUCGAAACAUCCCGCCAACUUCACGCCUCCCACCACCGAAGACCUGUACGAGCUGCGCGAACGCGUCCAAGAAUUCACCCGCCGCGAGAUCCCCGAGGAAGUGGCCGCACGGACGGACCGAGAGAAUGACUUCCCGCACUCCAUGUGGAAGAAGCUGGGCGAGGCGGGCUUCCUGGGCCCGACGGCUGACGAAGAGUAUGGCGGCCUGGGCAUGGGAUACCAAGCACACAGCGUGAUCAUGGAGGAGAUCUCGCGGGCGUCCGGGUCGAUCGGGCUGAGCUACGCGGCGCACUCGCAGCUGUGCGUGAACCAGCUCUCACUGAACGGGACCAAGGAGCAGAAAGAACGGGUCCUGCCCGGCCUGAUCAGCGGGGACAAGGUGGGCGCGCUGGCCAUGUCGGAGCACUCGGCGGGCAGCGACGUCGUGAGCAUGAAGACCACGGCGAAGGCCGUCGACGGCGGCUACCGUCUCAACGGCACAAAGAUGUGGAUCACCAACGGGCCCGAGGCCGACUACAUCGUCGUGUACGCCAAGACGGAGCCCGCGAAGAAGAGCAAGGGCAUCACGGCAUUCAUCGUGGAAAAGACGUUCGAGGGCUUCUCGGUCGCGCGCAAGCUGGACAAGCUGGGCAUGCGCGGCUCCAACACGGGCGAACUUGUGUUCGAUAACGUCUUCGUGCCCAAGGAGAAUGUCCUGGGGGAAGUCAACAGGGGCGUCAGGGUGCUGAUGGAAGGCUUGGACCUCGAGAGACUGGUCCUCAGCGCGGGCCCGCUGGGCAUCAUGCAGGCCUGUCUGGACCUGGUCCUCCCCUACACCCACCAGAGGAAGCAGUUCGACACCCCGAUCGCGCACAACCAGCUGGUCCAGGGGAAACUGGCCGACAUGUAUACCAAGCUCCAGGCCGCGCGGGCGUAUACCUACAACACGGCAAAGAAGGUCGACGAAGAGGGCGACAUCCGCACGCAGGACUGUGCCGGUGCAAUUCUCUACGCUGCCGAGAGGGCGAGUGAGUGCGGGUUGGACGCCAUCCAAUUGAUGGGCGGCAAUGGCUACGUCAACGAAAUCCCUGCUGGGAGGUUGUUAAGGGACGCAAAACUAUACGAGAUCGGGGCUGGCACCAGCGAGAUCAGGAGGAUGGUUAUCGGACGGGCGUUCAACAAGGAGUAUGCUGAUCAGACCAUUUGA
Fonsecaea nubica is the source of this 1293-nucleotide messenger RNA. RefSeq lists its product as hypothetical. The record is from RefSeq and is a predicted model, not a curated record. Gene Ontology annotation, biological process: L-leucine catabolic process. The transcript has a single exon. Gene Ontology annotation, molecular function: flavin adenine dinucleotide binding; 3-methylbutanoyl-CoA dehydrogenase activity. NCBI's taxonomy places the organism in Eukaryota, Fungi, Ascomycota, Eurotiomycetes, Chaetothyriales, Herpotrichiellaceae. Bases 1 to 1293 code for a protein of 430 amino acids.